AUGAACAUCGGCUUGUGUCGGGCCUGUGGAGGGACAGACGCCAUUUUGGCGGCAGAGAGACGCGACGAUCGGAUGGAAUUAGCAAUUCGAUGGGAUCUGACAAAAAGUGGGGAUGCAGCCAAAGUGGUGAGUUUCACGCGAAUUUGCAUUUUGGCCACCAGCAAAGGAAAAACUAUUUUCCCAAAAUGGACGGCAAAGAUGCCAGAUUGCUGCCCCAAGUUAGCAGCAGCGGCACUUUCGAGGGUCAGGAAGGCAGCAACAAGUCAGUUGGCAACUGAGAAGCCUGAGCUGAGGUGGAAGGCUGCUCGUGGACGGUCAAGUGAAGAGGAGAAGGAAAAAUGUGAAGAAGAGGAAGAUAAAGAAGAACAAGAAGAAGAAGAAGAACAGGAAGCCAAAGAAGAAGAAAAAGAAGAAAAAGAAGAGAAAGAGGAAGCUAAAGUGGAACACGAAGAAAAAGGAGAAGAAAUAGAGUAA
Molecule: messenger RNA, 474 nt
Organism: Protopolystoma xenopodis
Lineage: Eukaryota; Metazoa; Platyhelminthes; Monogenea; Polystomatidea; Polystomatidae
Source: the annotation of a GenBank genome assembly